UUUCUUCUGGUUGUUGUUGCCGUGCCAAGCUCUGUUGCUGGAUGCGAGGGAGGCUGUCUUUAGAAAGGGUUCCUAAGAUAUCGAUUGUUGUGUGUUUGCAACUUGUCAAAAAAGGACACGGUAUAGUGGGACUCACUCCAACUGAAAUCGUGAAGAGAGGAAAGAGGGAUCCUUGUUCGCACUGGCAGUUCUCUCUUUGAUGCCUUCAUAAUAAUUCGGUGGCACUUCUUUCUUGUCAUUUUCUGUGUUGCAUUUUGUCCUUUCGUGGAUACAUUACGAUACGGUAGACCAUGAACGAUCCACUGCUGCCAUCGGCAUCUGCCACUAAUGGACGUGAUGAGUUCCCCCCGCCACCAACAAGCUCCAGCAGUCGCAAUCUCAUGCAAGACGAGACCAUGGUGGCACGUACUAGUAUGACAUCGUCUUCCAGUUCUUCUGCUCCAGCGCUGGAACAAUCCGCGGGAUUGUCGUCGUCUCCUGACGACGAACUUCAAAAUAACAACUCCAUCAAGACUCUACGCCACAGCAAUCGAUCUCUGACCACAGGUUCCUACAGCUUUGACAAUGUUGUCAAUGCUUCCACUUCUGCUGCUGACGACGACCAAGUCCAACGAGUCCAUCUCAACGUGAACAAUACGUACGAUGAUUCCUUUUUUGAACCUGCCGAUGAAGAAGUUGUAUUCAUCAGUAGUUCCAGUAGUACUACCACAGAGGAACUGGAAGAAUUGAGUAAUGAACUAGAAGAUGAAGAAGAAUACAUUGUCCAAGACGGACACCAGGACCUUCAAGACGAACACAGUCAAGACAAUGACGGAUUCGACGACGAUGAUGAUGGGGAAGACCAUGAUGAACUCAAUGUUGCAUUCCAUCACGAUGAUGAAGACCACGACAGACUUCUUGAUGCCAAAGAACCACCACAACAACAAUCAGAGGACAACAAUGGCGAUGACGACGAGCUGGAGUCGUACAACCAAGCUCUCCAAGCGGACAAUGCCAGUAAGGAAAUGAGGAUGGAAGAUCACUCCGAGACGGAGAACGAGGAAGACGCCAAUCAAAUGAUAGAAACCAUACAAAACACACUCAACCAACAACAGCAACAUCAGCAAACUGGAACUCGCGAUUCUGCCGUCUUUACCACGGAAGAUGACUAUGAAGAACGAGAAGAACCUCCUCGCUCCGUGGCAUCCUCACAGCAGGAAGAAGAAGACGACAAUUCACAAGCAUCGCCCAUGGAACAUGACGACGACGACGACCGAUUGGAAUAUCCCAAUGUGUCCUACCAACAAACCGUGGGACAACUCGUCCUGGCAGAUCAUGGGUUGCUCUUUUUCCAAUGGGAAGAAACCAAACUCUCCAUUCCAUGGGAUCAAAUUGCCAAACGUCAAGUUUCGCCCCCCAACUUUCAUAUUCCCAUGUUGCGCGUCAAAACCACCGACGAUGAGAACUACAUGUUCCGAUUGCCCGAUGCACAAAUGGCCGAAACCUUGCGAGAAGAUUUGAAAUUGUUUCCAAACUAUAAUCGACGGAGAAGUAGUAGUGUCGCACAGUCACAACAGUCACAACAACAGCAACGAGAAGCACCACAACCACUUCAUUAUGAUUAUUAUGAUGAUGAUGACGAUGAGACGGAAGAGUCUUCCUCGGAAAUACCCACCACGACACAUACCGCUCCCGCUGGUCCGAGUGUUCAUUCAUUUUACCAUGAUGCGGAAGAUAUAUCUUCGCUCCACCCACCAGACGAAACAGUACCGUUGCAAACAGGAAGGAGACGUGCCGAUGUGUAUGGCAAUUCUUUUCACUCCGACGACCAUUCCGACGAGGAUACAUUUGAGGAUGACAACGACGUGGAAACGGCUCGAAAAUCGGCACGCCGAGAACUGGAAAGAGAACAUAGCAAACGGUUGGAUCAACAACAACGAGACGAUCGACCAUUUUGGGGAGGAAUCUUCUUUGCCUGUUGUUGGAGCGCGGUCAUCUUUUUGGCGGUGGGCGUGGUGGGUGGGUACUUUUGGGGCAAAAGCCAAGGCGGUGAGAGUGAUAUUAGUAUGACGAAUGCACCCGUGGUAUCACCGGUACCCAUUCUGGCGCCCGUGACCUUGCCACCCAGUCCAGCUCCCGUAGUAGUAGUAGAACAACCUAUCAAGCUGCCGUGGGAACCUGAUGUCGUGGAAGUGCCUGUGACACCGUCACCAUCCAGCACAGUCAGCACACUGGCGCCCACCAAACGGGGACUUCCACCCAAAGAAACCAGCCAACCAACCGCAGUACCCACAACGCUGUUGACACCGACCACCGAUGCUGCCCCCACGACACUGGUUCCGACAAAACGCGGACUUCCACCGAGAGAAACCAAUCAACCGACAUCCUUUCCAACGGCAGAGUCUGCACCCGUCUCGUUGGCUCCGACGAAACGUGGACUGCCUCCGAGGGAAACAGACCCACCAACAGUCGGGCCGACCACGGCGGCCGACAAUUUCACACCUACAAUUUCCAAUAGUGAGGAAUCCACUCCCGAGCCAACGACGACGACAUCCGAUGCUGGAGCGUCCACUACCCCGGGCCCAACGGCGGCAGAAACAGGUCAGCCAAGUGUCAAUAAUAAUGAUGCAGAAGGGACAAUGCAACCAACCCUGACAUCGGAGAAUACACAGAUGCCACAACCCACCGCUGGAACGCCGGAACCAUCAGGCACAGAGACUCUUGCACCAACGCUGGCUACCAACGAUACACUCGUACCCACAGCAGCGUUGGAUGUCGGAACUCCAACAGUUGCCAAUGACCAAACGCUUCAACCCUCUGUCGCCGCCUCCACAAACUCUCCUACGACCAGUGACACCACCGCCGCCACGACAGAGUUGCCGACUGCCUCCUCUCCGGUGUUGGACACUUUGAGAGGGGCUUCCUCGGACGGCGGCGCAGCGAUGGAUACCCCUGGCACUCCUCAGAAUCUUGCGUCGCAGUGGUUGCUAAACGAAGAUACCUUAGCAGCAGGGCUGCCACAAGCAAAGCAGCUCCAGCGCUAUGGUUUAGCGACUCUAUUUUACAGUACUGGAGGCGAUGCUGCAUGGGACGCACCGCAACAACGACAAGCCACCAGUAGUACCAACUCUUGGUUGAAUGUGGAUUCGGACGACUGUACCUGGAGUUAUAUUGUAUGUGAUAGCAACUUGGAGAUUGUGGCAUUGGAAUUUCUUCCUCCGGCGCCUACCUUGGUCGGUUCUAUACCACCAGAGAUUGGACUCCUGACGUCGUUGACCCAGUUUGUCAUUGGUACUGGGGAUGCGGAACAAUCUGCGACGGCACGACGAGCAGUGCAACUCCACAAGGCACAAAUGGAAAGCCGGGUUGGAGUCGUACUCAAACAAUCGAACGGCGCCGAAUCCGUCAACGCGGGAAUGCUAUCGGGGCCUGUUCCCUCGGAAAUUGGCAACCUCAAGUUGUUAGAAUCAUUUCAGGUUGCGAAUCAGGCUAUCUCGUCGACACUUCCAAACCAAGUCGGUGACAUGUCAUCACUGGUGACGCUUGACCUGAGCAAUAACCAAAUUUCGGGAACAAUCCCUGUGACGACAGGAACACUUGGGCAACUGAAAGAGCUCCGACUGGGAUACAAUAUGCUAGAGGGUGGUCUGGAGAGUGGUUUAUUCAACGAACCAGGUGGGCUGCUGACCAGCCUGACCGGACUAUUCCUGAAUAACAAUAUGAUUGUUGGAACUCUGACCACCUACUUGGGGUUGCUGACCAAUAUUGAAACGGGCCUGCAGCUGCAAGCAAACGCCUUGGAAGGAACCCUUCCAACCGAGCUUGCCCAAUUGACGGAGAUCAAAGUAUUUCGGGUGGAUUCAAAUAAGUUGAGCGGUCAGAUACCAAGCGAUUUGCGAGCAUGGUCGCAAAUCGAGGAGUUUCAAGUGCAGGACAAUUUGUUUUCUGGUGACAUGCCAAGGGAAAUAUGUAGAGCUUUCUCCGUCAUUGGGACCAAUGCCUACGCCAACUGCGACGAGCUGUCUUGUACAUGUUGCAAAUUCUGCUGCAGCAAUGGGGAAUGCGCAGAAUCCUAAUGGAGAUUGCAUGCACGAUGUGAACAUCACUAACUAAUGAAAUGAGCGGCUGCAGUGGGCAUGGGAAUCUCGGUCUGCUCUCCUGCGCAUGGAUGGGACCAUGAUAAGCACACUAGAUACGGGUAGAAUAGAAGCUACAACAGGAAGCGUGACGGUUUGUUUGAUAGCAAACCGACGAUAAAGGAACGACUUUUGAGAUCUUGCCAUGAAGUUUGGCUGCUGCCUCCACUUGUAUCCCUAACGAGACAAGUGGCUACCGGUAUGCUGGUACAUGGAGCAACCAGGAUCAUAUUAUUAUGAUGGCAACUCGUACUGCUGUGCAUUACUAGAGCGGAUACGUGAUCGGCAUGCUGCCAUCAUACACAUGUAGUACUGCCGUUGCGACAUGGCACGCUACUUCCGGAACAAACACCGUCCGAGCCCGAUCCUGCAUUGGCAACGCAAUUGGCACCUUCCUUCCGUCGAGAACGGGGCAAUGGUGCAGCCAAGCGUCAUUUUUUAUUGACGAGGCGGUGAUGUGUCAGUUGCUAGAUCUGGUACAGGGAUGGUUGUGACGGGUUGGAAUUAGGAGGGGUGGUGAUCGCCCCUCCUGAAACAUUGUGAUGAACCCCGAGAGAGCUCUCUCUUGCACUGAUCCACCACUCCUGCUUUUUCUGAGUCCCAGUUAUGAUGGGCAGGGGUUUGGUUUGAUACACCCAUUGAUCCAUACUAUACAUAAUGCAGUCUAUUACAUAAAACAAUGAGUAAUGAGCUAAACAAUGA
Messenger RNA from Seminavis robusta, 4817 nucleotides. The record is from the annotation of a GenBank genome assembly. Lineage: Eukaryota; Bacillariophyta; Bacillariophyceae; Naviculales; Naviculaceae.